Messenger RNA from Xiphophorus maculatus (southern platyfish), 3190 nucleotides. RefSeq names its product ETS domain-containing transcription factor ERF (gene erfl3). Lineage: Eukaryota; Metazoa; Chordata; Actinopteri; Cyprinodontiformes; Poeciliidae. Gene Ontology annotation, cellular component: nucleus. The record is from RefSeq and is a predicted model, not a curated record. Gene Ontology annotation, biological process: regulation of transcription by RNA polymerase II; cell differentiation. Gene Ontology annotation, molecular function: DNA-binding transcription factor activity, RNA polymerase II-specific; sequence-specific DNA binding.
GGAGAGCAGCGCGGAGUGGAGUGGAGUGGAGUGGAGUGAGAGUGAGUGGAGCACUAAAAAGUCUGCGAAGAAGCACAGGUUUGCUUUCCAACCUUCGUUUCUGACACACAAGUAGUGGAGCCUUUGAAGCCGGACUGUGAGAAAGAUGCGGCCGGGACGGAGGAAGCAGCUACCGGACAGUUAGCCAAACUACUUGAAGAGGAGGAGACGGAGUGAACGGCUGUUCGGUUGCCUCUCGGAUCAGGACGGUUGGCUGUUUCCCCGGAGCGAGUUGAGCAGAUUGAAACGCUCCCAGUUGCUCCAGGACCAGCAGCGAGGACCCACAAACGUACAGAUUUUCUUCUUCUAAUUCUUUUUUUUUUUAUUUUUAUUUUUUUAUUAAGAGGUGGAGGACUUGUCGGUUUUUAUUGAUCCGGGGAAACCGACGGAGUAAGAGCGGAGCGGCUGUAGCGAGGACAGAGCCGCUGAAGCGGUAGCUCCCGAAAGAAGAAGAAGAAAAAGUUUUCAGCGUGUCUUUACCAAGUUUUCCAGACUGGAAACCGGAGAGGAAAGAAGAGGCCAGAGAGACUGACGUUUUCUUCCACAAGCAACUUUUGUGGAGUUCCUCCAGUUUAGCUUUCCAGUUCAGCUGAAGCAGAAUGAAAACACCUGGAGAUACUGGGUUCGCCUUUCCAGAAUGGGCCUACAAGCCAGAGUCGAGCCCCGGGUCAAGGCAGAUCCAGCUGUGGCACUUCAUCCUGGAGCUGCUCAGGAAAGAAGAGUAUCAUGAUGUCAUCGCGUGGCAAGGCGACUACGGGGAGUUCGUCAUCAAGGACCCGGACGAGGUGGCCCGGCUGUGGGGGGCGAGGAAGUGUAAACCACAGAUGAACUACGACAAGCUCAGCAGGGCGCUGAGAUACUACUACAACAAGAGGAUCCUUCAUAAGACCAAAGGCAAGAGGUUCACAUAUAAGUUCAACUUCAACAAACUGGUUUUGGUCAACUACCCGUUUUUCGAUGUGGGUUCCACUGGAAGCAGUGUACCUCAGAGUGCACCGCCUGUCCCCACCGGAGCAGGAACCCAUUUCCGUUUCCCUCCUUCCACGCCUUCUGAGGUUCUCUCCCCCAACGAGGAUCUGCGCAGCCCCGGGGGCAUGUUCAGCACCGUGGCGCGACGGAUGGCCCGCGGCUCCGUCAGCGACUGCAGCGACGGUACUUCGGUCAACUCAGAGAUCGAGGAGGGAAACGGUGGUGCAGGAGAAGAGAGGGGUGAGAGGAGUGUGAGCGGAGGAGGAGGGGGCCCCGGCGGCGGCGGGAACUACCGAAGCAUCAUCCAUCCCCGUCUGUCUCAUGAGGCUCUCUUCCGUAUGUACGGAGGGCCAGGUAACCCUGCAGGCCACCCCGGGCCGCGUGGUCCUGCGGGGCACCGGAUCCACCAGGAGCCACUGUCUCCCUUCCCCGUGUCCCCACUGCCUGGACCCCCAGGGGCGAGCCUCUUGGCCCCUCCUCUGUCUCCAGCGCUGUCCAUGACCCCAACGUCCCACUUGCCCUACACCCCGUCCCCCACGCUGUCUCCCAUGCUGGGUUCCCACUUCUCCUUCAACCCAGAGGACAUGAAGCGCUACCUGCAGGCCCACACCCAGUCCGUUUACAACUACGGCCUCAGCCCCCGGGCGUUCCUCCAGUACCCCAACAUUGUGAUCCCUCAGCCCCACCGGCCCGCCGCCGACAAGUGCCCACUCACACCCCCAUUCCCACCCCAUGCAUCACCCUCUCCACCUGGGGGAGGAGCCACCUCCAUGUCUCCCUUCAAGUUCAAGCUGCAGCCGCCACCUCUGGGGAGGAAGCAGAGGGACGGACAGAGCCAGGGCAAACCGAGGCAGAGCUCCCUGUCCUCUGGCUCCGGGUCCGGGUCCAUGUCCUCCACCUCUGGACUGGGGUCCUCGCUGUCCUUCGGCAGCGACCUGAGCUCGGCAAGCGGGUCAGGGGUCAUUUCUGCCUCCUCCUCAACGCAGUCCUUGAACAGUGCUGGACUCCCAAAGAUAAAGGUGGAGCCCAUCUCUGAUAUAGAGUCAGAGGAAGAGGUGGAGGUGACGGACAUCAGCGAUGAAGACCCAGACGAAAGAGAUAAUGAGUUUGAGCUCUUCUCCGCUCGACACUCCAGAAUUUCCAACCACCACAACCACCACCUGUCCAAUGGCACGGCGGCCGCCCAUCAUCCGUCGCAGGACGAAGACCUGGACGAGGACGUCUUCAAAGCCCCCGCUCCUCCUCCUCCGGGUCUGAUGCCGUUCUUCACCUCGCAGCAUGCCCACCGCGGCCUGACUACCCUUAAGAGUGAACCGGUGGAGCCGGGCGAGAGCCACGCCGCCCAGUCGCAGACGCCCUCGACCGGAGCCGCGCAGGGGAAGUGCAUCCCUCUGAAGCUGCGGUUCAAGAGGCGCUGGAGCGAGGACCAGCGCAUGGAGGCGUCGCAGGAAGAGUCGGACGACAAGAAGGUCCGACCGGAGGAGGGCAGGAAUAAAGGGAGGCAAACUAACGGAUGUGUAGAGAUGGAGGAGGACGGGGAAGACGGAGACAGUCCCCCUCCGCUAGCUUAUGAGGGGUCUUUAUCAGCGCCUCUGGCUUCACAUCGGAGGGUCAGCGCCGAGCUGCACCGCGCCACGGCCCAGCUGUCCCUGGAGAACAAAGACUGCUGAGGAGCGCAGCCCCAACACUACUGCUCCAGCAGUACAGGAGUUUGUAAAUGUAAUCCCACUCCCACACUGACAAACUAGACGACCCGAGAGCAGAGCCUGACACACACGCUCAUAAAACUGACACAGUCAGACUCCUGUUGAGUCAGAGCCGCCAUCAAUCCUGGAAGAACCAGCUGUUUUUUUAUCUAGUUUCUAGUGCAAAUGUCUUAGUAUGCUUGAAAUAAGACAAAAUUAAUGUACAAGUAACUGUUCAGCACAAUGUAGGAGCUUGUUUAGAGUCAAAUUUUCAAGUCCGGCCACAUAUUUUCAGUUGAACUUAUGUCUAGACUUUGACUAGACCAUUUUAAUAUGUGAAUAUUUUUUAAUCUAAACCAGUGGUGCCCAAACUUUUUGCGGAAACUGCCAAAUUUAAACUACUGGCAGGACACAGUUCCUGAAAUUCAAAAUGCAAAAAUGAAUUUAUUGUGAUUUUACUUUGUUUUUAACAUUCUACCUGCUCGACAAUGCAACAU